AUGAGCUCGGGCGACGAGUUCGUCGAUGUCGAUCGGUCGGAUUCGUCGAGCUUGGACGAUUCCGACCUCGACGAGCUGCUCCAGGAUGAUGAGAUGGAGGACCGCGCAAAGCUGCUGAAUCGGGGGCGUGGGUCAGUGAUGGGCCGGAACCACACCCAGCGGAAUCGCCUCCUCAGCCACGAGCAGCUGAUGGGGGACUACUUCGCCGAGGUACCUACCUACCCGCCCCAUCUAUUCCGUAGGAGGUAUCGCAUGUGGCGUAGUUUGUUCGUCAAAAUCGUCAAGGCCUGUGAAGCCAAUUCGAAUUACUUCAAGCAACGUAGAAAUGUCGUCGGCGUGAUGGGUUUCAGCCCGUUCCAAAAAAAAAUCUGCUGCCAUGAGGGUGAUUGCCCAUUUUUGACCCGUAAACACGAGUUCGGUGAACCGAACUCCGGGUUUUCAGUUCGCAUUUUUACGGGCUCUGCUAGAGAUGCUCUAAGACAGGUGCAAACUGUCACCCAUGAAGUAGAUGCAAUCCUCUCAGCAGCCAUUGCACUUUGUAGCAGCCAGGGCCUUAGAGCUACAUUGGCCAAGAAAGAGCGCAUGGCCAUCCAAGUCAGUGACCCUUCUCCAUCGACCAGGGUUGGUGCUCAGGCCCCAGGAUGGUAA
Molecule: messenger RNA, 648 nt
Organism: Lolium perenne
Lineage: Eukaryota; Viridiplantae; Streptophyta; Magnoliopsida; Poales; Poaceae
Source: RefSeq, a predicted model, not a curated record